CGACAAAACCAAUCACAACUAAAAUCUUCUGACUACGUGCAGAAGUAAAUCUGUUGUAACGUGGCUGCUAACUUUUCCUCCGUUUAGGAUUUUUGGUGUAAGGUGUGGCCAACUAACCUCAAAUCAAAGGUAAAGGAUUUUCCUUUUCGUUAAAUUUAAAGUUUUCUUAACGUCGGCAAAAAAGGCACAAAUCUUAGGAAGUUUGACUACGCCUUGUAUUCGGGCAAAACUCGCACUCAAGUCCUCUAAAAGGUACUGUUAUGUGCUGGUUUGAAAACCUUAAAAAACAAGACACAACUCGUAGUAUUUGUAAAGAAAUAAAGAAAAACAUUGGCAACUGAAAUUACGUUUUUCUUUAAUGCUCAAGGAGUUUUCAUCAAGGAAUGAUGAAGUUCAAAUAUGAAACUAGGAAAUAUUUUUUAUUAAUUGUUUUUGUGUGUUUAAUAUUGACCAAUGCCAGCCUUAACCUGAUUCACACCCACGAGCAAAUAGUGGUAAAUGAAAACUUUGAACAGUCGUAGAGACGAAUAGUGGAAAAAGCGCUUAUCUUCACAUUCAGUGGGCCUUGCUGUCACCGCUGCACGACAUUUUCGUAUCGCAAUUAAUUGACAACCGCUUCAACUGAACACAGCCACAAGUUUUGUUUAUUUUGUUCCCUUUAUUUUAGUAUGGCACUUCAAUCCUUUUUGUUGAGUCUGCUUGUCCUGAAUAUGUGCUGGAGAUAGGAAUCAGCUUGUAGGAUGGCCGACUGGUGGGCAGCGUUUGACCGCAAAGGAUGGGCUACCUGUGACUCUUCAACUCAGUAUAUCAAAGGGCUGUGGAGAAACCAUAAUGGAGGCCCCAAGGAAAAGAUCUACUUACUAGAACAGGCAAAGUGCUGUUCAGCUCCCACGCCAUAUGCGAACGUCCCGUCAACUUGUAAAAUUGCCAACUGGUGGGGCGUUCUGGACGGGUGAGUAUGUAUUGCUUUUCACAUUACGUCAUCAAAAUUCAAACUGAAUAAUUGUCGAUACUCCUGAGGUUCACUUUCAUGAAGCACUAGAGCAGCAAAGAACUAAUAUUUCUACAAAUUUUCACUUCGAUCGCGGCAAGAUUAGCUCAGUCGGGAGCGCGUUUGACUACAGAGCGGAAGGUCGCCAGGUCCGAUUCCCGGGGCUGGACCAAUACUCUAGGUCUUAAAAUAACCGAGAAAUGAAGGUACUACCUUUGCACUACAAGCGGCGAGACCUUCGCGUGGCUCGGAUGACCACGUAAAAUGGCAGUCCCGUCUCCAGUUGGAAACGUAAAAAUAGUGUCCCCAGUUAGCAUUUUUGUGCUAAAUAACUUGACACUCAAAUAAAGUGCAUCUUGUUUUUUUUAUUUUCGUUUUUUGAUGGAGUGCUAAUGAACUUGAUCUAAGCUUUUGCGUAAAUAUGUUAUUGUUUUCUAAACAGUUAUGGUACUGAUUAUUAGUUCCCCGAGAGAUGAAUUCACGAUUUCGUAGCAAAAUCAGUGACAGACGCUACUGCUGGUUUUCGGCAGUGUUGGUGCCCAUUUGGAUGCGCACCAACAUGGCAUCUCCAUACAAAUCUCUGUAAAUUUAGGUAAAUCAUUUCUCCGUAUAUCUCGCAAAUGAAAAAUUGCACUGACCUGAAUCUUGUUGAGGUUCCUUGCAUACUUAAUUCCUUUCAUUUCCCAGAUUCUAGACUUGUUAAUUCCGCUGCCCACGAAUAAAAGCAAUUUUAGAUGCGCUAAAGUUAUUGUGUUACGUGACCCUAUUUUAUAACUGCUUUCCUCAAAAAUCGCGACAAUUAAACUGCCAAAAAAACGAAUAAAGUUUAGAUAAACUAGAGAUAUAUCCACCUAAGGUAUCAGUGAUAGGUCAUCUUUGAUCGUUACUGUGGUAAACAUGCGUUUACCGUAGUAAACUUUCUGUAGUGUGACAUCAACCAUUGAGAUUGAAAUUCUAGUUUUUCGUGUUUGUUUUGGCGACAGAACGCCAGUUCGACCAGAGAAUAAGCAGAUAAACGUUUCCGACUCUUCUUUCCUCUGUCAUUUAAAAAUUGUCAAGGCAAGCCAACAAAAUGCUACGUAUACCUGUUUUAUUUUAAACGCUCGCUGAGGUCCUUGCAUAAGAUUUCGCAUAAAAUCUUGCUUUUGCCUUUGUCUUUGCAAUGAAGGAAAAACGUCUGGGCCGUUUGUCCAACUGGUUACUUUCUACAAGGUCUUUGGCGGAAUGAUGGGGUUGGCUGGAUUUACCAAAUUGAAUUGGCCAAGUGCUGUAAACCGAACACAUUGCCUGACAAGUAUGGACACUGCUACAACGAGAAUAUCUGGGGGUCAUUUGAUCACUAUGGACUCAGUGAGUGUAAGAGAGGCGGCUACUAUGCGGCUGGACUCUACAAGUCAAACUGCGACACACUGGGUUGUAUUGAGAUGUUAAAGUGCUGCAGCAUGUUCAUUGGUGAGUCAUACUGAAAAUCCGUAAAACAUUUUAUCAUAAGUAUUGAUGAAAUCUGAUGGAAUACUUUAAAACUGAGUGUGCUGACAUUCACUGAAAUCACUCGGUGACCAACAAAAUUAUGCAAUAAUAAUGAUAAUAAUAAUAAUGAUAAUAAUAGUAAUAAUAAUAAUAAUAACACCAACAACAACAAUAAUUAUUAUUAUAAAAGUAAACUAUAAUUAUCAUAAAAAAUGAUGCCAGAAUCCUGCGAGGCAAUUUUUUUAAAAAGCUUUAUAACUUUGACAAUUUUAUACGUAGAAGAAUGUCAGACCACAACAAGAUAACAUCUGCCAUAAAAUGUCUUCCCAUGUCACAUCUAGGGUGAUGACGUCAUCAGUCAGGUGUCUUUUUCAGAAUUAGGUGUUUUUGUUCCUGUGACAAGAUUUCAUUAUUGGGUUGAAAACAAAUAGCAUAUUUGAGGUUUUGGUUCUGUGGAGCAUCUAAAAUAACCAGUUUACGUCCAGCAUUUAAAAUUUAUUGGGGUAAUGAACAUGAGCGAAAAAGUUGGAAGACUAGACCGAGGGCUGUAGAGGGUCGACGUUUCAUCACACGGCACAGAAAAUUUGCAGGAAAGUGAUGUUCCACCUGACUGACUGAGUGGUCGUUUCGACUAGACCAUUGACUACCUGGUCUCUGGCUGCCCCGAACUGGCUAAAACUAAAUACAUCCACCGCCACAACAAGGCAGCUGCACACAAGUACUGGAGGAUCUGCAAAGAGUUUGGCAUUGAGGAGAAGAAACGAUGGUAUGAGCAUGAACGAGAAUGACAGCGUCACUAUUUUUGUGGGACAUCUCCAUCCACACUGACAGGACCAUACCAGUUAAUACGCCGGACAUUGUGCUAAAGAACAAGAAGGAUAAAACCUGCCUUCUCAUUGACAUGACUACACCCCUCGACACCAACACCUUAGUCAAAACCACGGAAAAGCUUACCAAAUACAAAGACUUGGAAAUCGAGGUUGAGCGAAUGUUAGGGCUCAAAACAAAACAGUCUCGGUUGUUAUGGGAGCUCUUGGCACCAUCAAGAAGGACAUGGAAAGCUACUCCAACAAAAUCCCUGGCAACAUCAACAUACAUGAACUCCAGAAAAUAACUCUCCUUUCUACAGCCCACCCUCUCAGGCGGGUACUUUCCAUCAAGUAGAAACCCUCUUUGGCUCCCAAAGUCCAUGGUUUUGGACUCGGAUAUUGAGAGAGAAAAUCAGUCGCAAUUACUCUAGUAUAUCUUAUAUAACAAUGAUAACAAUAAUAUGCACCCGAAUGCGUCGUUUAACUUUUAUGUGCAAGUUCAUGCGUCAGAUGUGAUCAGAGGAGUCUGUAGAUGGCAGCUGAUCGAGUUCAUCUUUAGCGUAAAUCAAUUUUGUUAGUCUCUACAGAUGUUUGCCGCACCAACCCCUGCAAAAACGGUGGAACUUGUACCGCUGUCCCGACUGGAGCGGGCUACAUCUGCAAAUGCAGACUUGGAUACACGGGGAACAAGUGUGAACUUGGUAAUGCAUCAUUUAACACUAUUUUACUUGUACAUUACCUUUCACGAUCGUUAUGGCUGCACGCAUGGUUGCUUGUUUGUACGCACAUAAAGCCGUGCGUAAUAUCCGGUUUCCGUUAUAUUAGGUGGGUUAUAAGCCUUCAACUUACUCCCAAACCUGUAUGACCAGUAUGUGUUUCGUUUUCCCUUGCAACUUUUUUUUGUCUUCAGUAGUGGAGAGUGCUUAUCUACUCGCGUUUAGAAUUGAAGUUUUCUUUCUCAUUGAAAGGCUUCCUUAAAAAGCUACGAGCGUCAACUAUCCAAAGCAAGCUCGUUAAAAUGUGCCAGUCACUCGCCCUGCAUUCCCCCUUUUUUUCGGCUCCUCAACGAGCAUGCAUCUUGUUGAAACUUGGCCAGGCAAUGUUUAUUUAUUCAGAGUUCCCUGAGGUAUCCCGGGUUACGCAGAACAUAUACCGUAAAAUUCCGAAAGUAAGCCCUGGGGCGUAUAUUUUUGAGGGGCUUAUAUUCGGAGGGGCUUAUCUACGGAUGGAAAUUUGCGUUUCGAAAUCGAUCGGGCAAGCCUUUUAGUUGGAAGUAAGUUUACCGUUUUUGCUUUGCUUUACUUUGUAUUUGAGGGUAAUUUCCAAGUACAAGCUCCCCUAGGGGCUUAUAUUUGGAGGGGCGAUUUAAUGGAGGGUUUUUGCGUUACGAGUUUAGGGGGCUUAUAAUAUUUGGAGGGGCUUAUACACGGAGGGGCUUAUUUUCGGAAUUUUGCGGUAUGUACACUAACAGGAGUAGUUCCCGUUGCUAAGAAGGCUAGGUAUGGCCACGAAGUGGGGUUAGAGAUGAGACGAACGCCUAGCCUCUAGAAAAGACUGGUGCGUGGCCAGCACUCUACAGCCUACCUUCUCAGGCGGGUCCUUUCCAUCAAGUAGAAACCCUCCGUGCCUCCCAAAGUCCAUGGUUUUGGACUCGGAUAUUGAGAGAGAAAAUCAAUCGCCAUUACACUAGUAUAUCUUAUAUAAUAAUAAUAACAAUAAUAUGCACCCCGAAUGCGUCGUUCAAUUUUUAUGUGCAAGUUCAUGCAUCAGAUGGGAUCAAAAGGGAUCUGUAGAUGGCAGCUGAUCGAGUUCAUCAUUAGCUUAAAUCAAUUUUGUUUUAAUUAUUCUCUACAGAUAUUUGCCGCCUCAACCCCUGCAAAAACUUUGGCAUUUGUACCGCUGUCCCGACUGUAGCGGGCUACGUCUGCGAAUGCAGAUUUGGAUACAGGGGGCCCAACUGUGAAUUUGGUAAUGCCUCAUUUAACACUAUUUUACUUACAUUGCCUUUCACGAUGGUUAUGGCUGCACGUAUGGUUGUUUGUUUGUACGCGCAUAAAGCCGCAAUAUCCGGUUUCCGUUAUAGGUGGGUGGGUUAUAAGCCUUCAACUUACCCCUAAACCUGAAUGACCAGUAUGUGUUUCGUUUUUUCUUGCAGCCCUUUUUUUUUGUUUUCAGUACUGGCGAGUGCUUAUCUACUCGCGUUUAGAAUUGAAGUUUUCUUUCUCAUUGAAAGGCUCCCUUGAAAAGGCUACGAGGCCUCAACUAUCCAAAGCAAGCUUGUUAAAAUGCGCCAGUCACUCGCGCUGCAUUCCCCCCUUUUUUCGACUCCUCAACGAGCAUGCAUCUUGUUGAAACUUGGCCGGACAAUGUUUGUUUGUUCAGAUUUCCUUGAGGUAUCUCGGGUUACGCAGAACAUAUAUGUACACUAACAGGAGUAGUUCCCGUUGCUAAGAAGACUAGGUAUGGCAGGGGCACCCAACGAGAAUAUGGUUCAAAACCACGAAAACAUAGCAUUGUUAAACGUAUUUUGGUAUUUAAACGGUAGAUAUAGGCAUAUUUUCAUCCCCUAAAAAUUUUUCAUCUGUUCGGAUUUCCUAGCUGAAAGUCUAAUAAUCCGAAAAUUAUAGGGAUCAAAACUUACCUUUUCGAAAAUUUCAGCCAGAAAAAAGGCUCCCGAAAAUUCUAGGUGACCUUUUUAAGGUAAAAAUCCGUUAAAAAUAGGCAAUUAUACCAUAUUUUAGAUGUUCGAAAAUCCUAGGAGAAGCAGGCAAGCAAGAAAUUUUACAGCAAAUGUUCCGAAAAUUCUAGAUCUCAAAUCGUCUUCCGAACAGAUAUUUUUCCGAAAAUUGUCGUUGGGUGCCCCUGGUAUGGCCACGAACUGGGGUUAGAGAUGAGACGAACGCCUAGCCUCUAGAAAAUACUUGUGCGUCACCAGCACUCGAACGGCAUGAAAAGUCAGUAGGAGGCAUGGGGGCUUCGAAACUCUACGGUACGGCCAGUCUCUUACGAAGCAAGCAAUCCUAUCACCCCGGCAGUGGUAGCCGUGGACAUCUGUUUCGCUCUCAUGAUGAGUCCUAGGCGAAACAGCCGUCCAUGUCUGCUAUUUCCUGCAAGAGAUGGUUGUGCGCAUUCUUGAGGUACUUACCAUACCACUGAGCUUCCUACUGAACACUGAUACCCAUAAACAACAAACUUAGUGAUUAUGUAAAGCUCGGAGUCUCCUAUCUGAAUAUUUGAGUCGGUUAGCAUUAGGACCUAAACCCCUUUGGACACGUUACGAAGUUUGCACAACGUAGGAUUCCUUAUUUGUUUCGAGCACUGAAUAUAGUGAUUAGCGAUAAGCAACGAUAUUGAUUAGGGUUAAGCACUGAAAAUAGUGAUUAGGGUUAAGCACUGACCAUGGUGAUUGGGGUUAAGCCCUGAAAAUAGUGAUUAGGGUUACGCACUGACUCCAAACGGUUAGCUUCUUGGGUUGUUGCUAUAUCGCUUCAAAUCAAACCAAUGCUCGCCAGGAAAUCCUCAGUGGCGUAGUGGUACAGAUGAUGGACUGCACUCACUACGCUUACUUUCGCUCCUCUAGUUUAGAAAUUGAAGAGACUCACACUUUCAUGUAAUAUAUCAAACAUGAGAUGCAGUGUUUCAUCACCAGAUACGACGCGCAGCGGAGUAUUUUUGACGAACUUCGAGGUGUUUCAUCUGGUGAUGAAACACUGUGUCGAAUGUUUGAUAUUUCUUCUCAAACAAAAUCAUUUUUGAAGGAGAAAUUAAGGAUGCAAAUACUAAGCAGUGUUUCAUCCGAUUUCCAAACACUCAUUAAACAUUAAUUUCCUUUGUAUUUUCUUAAUGAAUUAUUAAUGAGUUUGAGAAGAACAUUUCCCAAGCAGAGAUGCCAAGAAACUUAGAAAUUUCAUCUAAGUGUAGCGUAAAAGCAAUAAAGAAUACUACGUUGUGUAAACUGCAAAAGGUGUCCAAGGCAUUUAUGCCUAUGGGAUCUAAUGCUGACGAGUCUUAUUGAAUUAUCCCAUAAUACACGGACUCGUACCCAGUCCCCCUCGUAUGAAAUCCAGCCAAAUGAUAAGAUCCGCUUUUCGGACAAAUCGCCUAAAAAUACACAGUUGAAUACAGAUUGUUUUUAAGUAAAAAAAGGCUCCUUCUUAAAAUAAGUAGUACACUUGCAUUAACGUUGUUUCUACUUUUCUAGGCAAUCAGGGAAAUAGGCCAGUGGCAUUGCGGUAACAAGUAAUAAAGGUAAGGCUCUCAAUUUCUUCUGAAUUUCUACUGAUACUAAUGUCGUAGUCGUUAAAUUAGAGUCAACUCGACUGUUUUCAAAGCUUUCAACGACCUUAAACUGUUCGUAACAACUGCACAAAAAAUUAAAUAAUUUCAUGUCAGUUUCAUAUUAUUUUGGACAGUUGUUGUCUUCUAGUCCAUUAACAUCCUAAUAUCAAAAGUUGUUACCUAAAAACUGACGUUUAAUUUUCUUAAACGUGAUUCUAAGUUUCUCAGACAGGAUACAGCCUAAAUACCUAACUACAUAUCUAUAAUUUUUUUCCGAAAUUACUUAUAUCGUUAAAAUACACGUCUUAUUUUUCUUUUAUUUUUAAAUGCCGCUUAGUAUUCAAAUAGCCCACGUUCAAUACAGUAUUAAAAUUCCAACAUGACUCCUAGGCUUUCUGUUCAUUUUUCCAUAUUUGGUUCGGUUUUCUUUGUGCUCAAGUCUCUUUUGGGAAUUGAGAGACAAUGGAGUCUUGGAAAAUUUGCGAUUUUGACCCUAAAGCCUCUGAGUCACGUUAGAAUUCAGUUAAUAUAUCGAACAUCGGCUAUCGCCGGUGGGGGAAAAUCCCUACUCCUCAUAAGUUUGUUCAGUGGCUUCUGGGAGAUUUCCCCACCACAGUCACUCCUUCCCAGCUGUAUACUAAUUUCAAUUUUGUUAUUUACCUAUUUAUUACAUCCUCUUUGAAAUCACUUGCUAUCCGUGCAAUCUGAUUGGCUCUCAGCAAUGUGAUUUAUUCCCAAAUCGCACCAUUUUUUGCUCUAAAUCGCAUCUGUUCCAAAUCGCGUCAUUCAUGUUCUAAAUCGCAUCAUUUCUGUUUUAAAUCGCACCAUUUUUGUUCUAUAUCGCAUCAUUUCUGUUUCGAAUACAAGCCUUUUUGUUUCGGCUUAUUAACAAACCGGCUACUCGAUCAAUAAAAUAUUAGUACUGACUAAAUUCUGCGAUUUCAAAAUGGAUGUAAUAAAGUGGUAAUCAAACUCGCGCUACGCGCUCGUUCGAUUUUGAAAUCCCGCGUAUGAUUUCAGACCAAAUUGCACUCCACUCAGUUCAAUUACCAUUAUUUAUUGUGUUUUUUAUUCUAUUUGUUGUAUACUAAAUUUUGUCUUUUAGGCUGUUGAUCUCCCAGAUCUUUUACGAAGUUCUACUUUCAACA
Messenger RNA from Porites lobata, 8696 nucleotides. The record is from the annotation of a GenBank genome assembly. Lineage: Eukaryota; Metazoa; Cnidaria; Anthozoa; Scleractinia; Poritidae.